This is a messenger RNA of Brassica rapa (field mustard), 2825 nucleotides long. RefSeq names its product LEAF RUST 10 DISEASE-RESISTANCE LOCUS RECEPTOR-LIKE PROTEIN KINASE-like 2.4. Gene Ontology annotation, molecular function: ATP binding; protein kinase activity; polysaccharide binding. NCBI's taxonomy places the organism in Eukaryota, Viridiplantae, Streptophyta, Magnoliopsida, Brassicales, Brassicaceae. Gene Ontology annotation, biological process: protein phosphorylation. The record is from RefSeq and is a predicted model, not a curated record.
UCUCUCUUUUUGUUUCCCUUUAACCCAGGGGCUCACUGUUCACAGAUCAAACCAAUCAUGUACUUUAUCUCCAUGUAUCCUCUGGUCUUUUUCUUUCUCUUCUCCAUAUUCCACCAUCUUCCUUGUGCUUCAAGUAAACUUGAAUUAUGUGAGACUUUGUUCGAAUGUGGUAACAUCACCGCCGGUUUCCCAUUCUGGGGAGGGACACGUCACAGAAAUUGCGGCCAUCCGUUGCUGGAGCUUCUCUGCAAUAAAAACAGCAGUACCUCUAUUAUCAUCUCAGACCAAGAGUACUCAGUUUUCCAUCUAAAUCAAACAUCCAACACUAUUAAACUUACCAGACCAGACUUUCUAGGCUCUUUUUGCUCCUCUGCGUUCACCAACACAACCUUGCCUCCCCAAAUUUUUGAGCUUUUGCCAACCUACAAGAAUAUCACUGUAUUCUACCAUUGUGACCCUUUUCUUCCUUACCUUUCAAGUCAUACAUGUCCCAAGAUAGGUCUUAUCUCAUUGUCUGAAAAUCAUAACGGUACAUGCCGUAAUGGUUUCACGGUGAACGUUCCGAAGAGUUUUAUUGCAACAGAGAAAAAGUUGAAUAUGACCAAUUUAGAAAGUGUUUUAAGCAAAGGGUUUGAGGUGAAGUUGAAGAUUGAUAGAAAAGCAUGUCAACAAUGUUUAUCCACUCAUGGAAGCUGUGGAUUUAACCAAACGUUGCCAUUACGAAAUAAAUGCAAUCCACUCCAUCCGCAAACUAAGUCAGUGGGUGCUUGUGGAAAUAAUCAGACCUUGAGUAGAUUUGUCUGUUAUCAUAACCAUACCUCUGGUUAUGGACCAAGGAUGUCUGAUGGCUUGUCCUCUGGAUCGGUAGUAGAUUCUGGAGACCAUGUCGUGACGUCUACUGCAGUGGCAAUAGGUUGCGCAGCAGGUGUUAUAUUUCUGGCGGCAUUCAUAACGGUGUGUCUCCAUUGCCAACAAAUAUCACAUGAUCCGGCUCAACAAAACCUCAAGACUGUUCCACAACCAAAUAUCGAACCAUAUAAUCCACUGAAGAAGUAUAGUUAUGCACAAGUGACACGAAUCACAAAGUCAUUUGCAGAAGUGGUUGGGAAGGGCGGAUUUGGCACUGUUUAUAGAGGAACUCUUUGUGAUGGCCGUAUCGUUGCAGUGAAGGUAUUGAAAGACUCAAAAGGCAAUGGUGAAGACUUCCUCACUGAAGUUGCAACCAUUAGCCAAACUUCUCAUGUUAACAUUGUUACACUGCUAGGAUUUUGCUCUGAAGGUUCCAAGAGAGCAAUUAUUUAUGAAUUUUUGGGAAAUGGGUCUCUUGAUAAGUUUAUCUCAAGCAAGACCACCGUGGAUAUGGAUUGGCCCACACUUUAUGGGAUCGCUCUAGGCGUUGCCCGUGGUCUGGAGUACUUGCACCAUGGUUGCAGAACAAGGAUUGUACAUUUCGACAUUAAACCACAAAAUAUACUCUUAGAUGAUAAUCUUUGUCCCAAAGUUGCAGACUUUGGUCUUGCUAAGCUAUGCGAGAGGAAAGAAAGCAUCUUGUCACUACUAGACACAAGAGGAACGAUAGGAUACAUUGCACCUGAAUUGUUUUCAAGAAUGUAUGGUAGAGUCUCACACAAGUCAGAUGUGUAUAGCUACGGAAUGUUGGUACUUGAGAUGAUAGGAGCAAGGAACAAAGAAAGAGCUGCUCAAAAUUCUGCAUCUGAUGCGAGCUCAAUAUAUUUUCCUGAAUGGAUAUAUAAGGAUAUUGAGAAGGGAGACACUGGAAGGCUUAACAUGGAUGGAAUCGUCUGCAAAGAAGAGGAGAUGGUUAGAAAAAUGACACUGGUGGGUUUGUGGUGUAUUCAGUCGUCCCCAAUAGAUCGUCCACCGAUGAACAGAGUUGUGGAAAUGAUGGAAGGAAGUGUGGAUGCUCUUAAAGUGCCUCCCAGGCCUGGUUUGCAAGUUCAAGUAGCGCCUCUUCAAGAAUCUUCUACCCUCUCAGAGAACAUUUCGGUUUAUACAGAGUAUGAUCCAUGAAUGUCUCAUAUAAAAGAAGAAACCUCUUUGAAACCAUAUAUAUUCAUGAAUUAUAUUUAUAUGCCUUCUGUCUUUUUUACUUUCCUUGUGACUGUAUUUAGAAAUCCCUUGAAAUUAAACGUAUUUCACACAUCAGCAAAAUACUGAUCUGCUUGUUUGUUGGCAAGUGAUACAAGAAGUUUUUUCAGAUGUGUGCUAUGUUUUGGUUUUUCUUAGAAUCAUAAAAAAUGAACAAAUAAAUAAUAAUUUAAACCCCUGAAUUUAGUCUGAGUCAUUACUAAACUUUAAUGCUUGUUGUUCAAAAAUCCGUAUUUCCUACUACACACUUAAUUAGUUUAUUUUGAACGUGCACGUUUCAACCAAAUUCUUUGACAUAUCAUUUUAUUGGAUUUUCCAAAGACCAAGGGUGUGCGUGCUUGUAGGGGAUUCGUGAGUAGUAACAAGAAAAGUACAAAUUAUGUUCUUACAGAAAAGGUAGUUGAGUCAUAAAUACUUACAAGAAACAUUAUUGAGAUCUCUCAAGGAGAAAUCAAUGGUGAACCAACCCUGAGUAGUGACUCCAUUAACCGGGUAAGAUUUUUGGCGAUUUGGGUAAAUAUCUCCAAUAUUUGAAGCAUUGUUCAACUUUAAAUCAGGGAAGGAAACCCCAUGUCCAUCUUUGGUUAGCUGAACAUCACAGCAUAGAACAGCACCGGCUACACUUGUCUGCAUUGCGAAGUUGUAAGCAUCAAUACUUGAAUCUGGAAACAAUCCAGAAAACCCACCACGAGCAAUCACAAGUGGAGCAUCACCUG